AUUCAAGCGUUUAGAAUGGAUCGCCUUUCCAUUCUGCUCUUGGUUCUUGGAUUCUCCCGGAUCCAGGCUCUUUUCUGUGGUGGGUCAAUGGCGAAAGAGUGCGUACAGCGAAACCGUUGCCGUAUUGGUACCGAAACGGGAAGACCAAUCAUAGAUUUUAGAGGACUUAAUAACGGUAAUCAGGGAUGUGAAUCUGGCCAAACCUGCUGCCCGAAAACGGAAAUAUUACAAUAUCCAGUACAGGCUGACAAUCAACCGCUACCUACUGAAUGUGGCCACGUGAACCGUAUAGGAGUGGGCUUCACCAUAACUAACGCGAGAGACAUCGCACAGAAAGGCGAACUGCCAUGGAUGGUGGCCCUGCUCGAUUCCAGAAGCCGUCUACCGUUAGGCGGCGGCUCCCUAAUUACGCGGGAUGUGGUGCUUACAUCAUCUACGAAAACUUUGGAAGUUCCUGAGAAAUAUCUUAUUGUGAGGGCUGGCGAAUGGGACUUUGAAAGCAUCACCGAGGAGCGAGCACAUGAGGACGUUGCGAUCAGGAAGAUCGUACGACAUACCAAUCUCAGUGUCGAAAAUGGUGCCAAUAAUGCGGCCCUUCUGUUCCUCGCUAGACCGCUAAAACUAGACCAUCACAUAGGUCUCAUUUGUUUGCCGCCGCCGAAUCGAAACUUUAUCCAUAAUCGCUGCAUCGUCAGUGGCUGGGGCAAAAAAACAGCCUUGGACAACAGUUACAUGAAUAUCCUGAAAAAGAUCGAGUUGCCAUUGGUGGACAGAUCUGUGUGUCAAACGAAACUGCAAGGACCCUACGGCAAAGACUUCAUUCUCGAUAACAGCCUAAUAUGUGCCGGCGGAGAACCUGGCAAGGAUACGUGCAAAGGCGAUGGAGGUGCCCCACUUGCCUGCCCACUGCAAAGCGAUCCUAACCGGUACGAACUGUUGGGAAUCGUAAACUUUGGAUUCGGAUGUGGAGGGCCACUUCCUGCUGCCUACACUGAUGUUUCCCAAAUUCGAAGCUGGAUUGAUAAUUGUAUCCAAGCGGAAGCAGUCCACUAUUCUCCUCAGUUGGGAAAUGUAGGCCAAUCACCUGCUCCACUCGAUCGCUAUAUACCAAAUAUAGGCCUAGAAACUCAAAAUGAAGUCCACAGCCCGGUUCAAGGAUCUCUCCAUAAUGUCGUAUAUCAAACUGGUGGUGUUGGAUAUAUUCGAGGUAUGGGCCAAGGAACUGCUUUCCAAGGACCAGUUCAAGUUGGAGAACUUAUUCCGAACGAAGGCACCGUAUCUGGCGGACUUGUAUAUGAUUCAAAUGAAAUCCAAAAAUUUAAUCAAGGUGGAAUAUACAUUCCACAUGUAGGCCAAGGAAAUAGUGACAAUAGAUAUUAUCCAAAUCCGGAAAUCGGAGCAGUUCCAGUCGGAAAUCCUAUUCCGAAUGAAGGCAAUGCAUUUGGCGGUCGUGGAUAUGAUUUUAAUGAAAUCCAAAAACAUAAUCAAGGUGGGAGAUACAUUCCACAUGUAGGUCAUGGAAAUGGUCCCAAUGCACCUAAAGAACCUCUUAAAAUCGGAGGAAAUAUUCCAAAUGUAGGCCAAGGAAACAGGGGUAAUAGAUAUGAUCUAAAUCCUGAAAUCGGAGCAGUUCCAGUCGGAAAUCCUAUUCCGAAUGAAGGCAAUGCAUUUGGCGGUCGUGGAUAUGAUUUAAAUGAAAUCCAAAAACAUAAUCAAGGUGGAAGAUACAUUCCACAUGUAGGUCAUGGAAAUGGUCCCAAUGCACCUAAAGAACUUCUUAAAAUCGGAGGAAAUAUUCCAAAUGUAGGCCAAGGAAACAGAGGGAAUAUAUAUGAUCCAAAUCCGGAAAUCGGAGCAGUUCCAGUCGGAAAUCCUAUUCCGAAUGAAGGCAAUGCAUUUGGCGGUCGUGGAUAUGAUUUAAAUGAAAUCCAAAAACAUAAUCAAGGUGGAAGAUACAUUCCACAUGUAGGUCAUGGAAAUGGUCCCAAUGCACCUAAAGAACCUCUUAAAAUCGGAGGAAAUAUUCCAAAUGUAGGCCAAGGAAACAGAGGGAAUAUAUAUGAUCCAAAUCCGGAAAUCGGAGCAGUUCCAGUCGGAAAUCCUAUUCCGAAUGAAGGCAAUGCAUUUGGCGGUCGUGGAUAUGAUUUAAAUGAAAUCCAAAAACAUAAUCAAGGUGGAAGAUACAUUCCACAUGUAGGUCAUGGAAAUGGUCCCAAUGCACCUAAAGAACCUCUUAAAAUCGGAGGAAAUAUUCCAAAUGUAGGCCAAGGAAACAGAGGGAAUAGAUAUGAUCCAAAUCCGGAAAUCGGAGCAGUUCCAGUCGGAAAUCCUAUUCCGAAUGAAGGCAAUGCAUUUGGCGGUCGUGGAUAUGAUUUAAAUGAAAUCCAAAAACAUAAUCAAGGUGGAAGAUACAUUCCACAUGUAGGUCAUGGAAAUGGUCCCAAUGCACCUAAAGAACCUCUUAAAAUCGGAGGAAAUAUUCCAAAUGUAGGCCAAGGAAACAGAGGUAAUAGAUAUGAUCUAAAUCCUGAAAUCGGACAUGCCACAUUUGGUGCAACCGGUACCGGAAUGCAAGGAAAUAAUAUAGAUAAUCCAUAUAAAAACAAUCUUGGUGACAGAGCAGAAAAUGAAUUGGAAAGGUUUCCUCUUGAAAAUCCCAAUAGGGAUCAUGUUAUCAGGCUUAGUGAUUUUUUAAUCACAACGCCCACUCCGAGUGCACCUAUAAAAUUGGUAAUAGAAAAGAUCUAACAUAAUUUCAUAAUUUUAUUAUAGAGCUAGUAAUCUAAAACAAUAUUAUUUCCAUAUUACAAUUAUAAUUAUAUUUGUUCUCUU
Molecule: messenger RNA, 2832 nt
Organism: Drosophila melanogaster (fruit fly)
Lineage: Eukaryota; Metazoa; Arthropoda; Insecta; Diptera; Drosophilidae
Exons: 2
Coding region: 16-2748 (910 amino acids)
Biological process (GO): proteolysis
Source: RefSeq, marked reviewed